Molecule: messenger RNA, 6367 nt
Organism: Hylaeus volcanicus
Lineage: Eukaryota; Metazoa; Arthropoda; Insecta; Hymenoptera; Colletidae
Gene: kn
Product: transcription factor collier
Exons: 13
Coding region: 991-2631 (546 amino acids)
Biological process (GO): regulation of transcription by RNA polymerase II
Molecular function (GO): RNA polymerase II cis-regulatory region sequence-specific DNA binding; DNA-binding transcription factor activity, RNA polymerase II-specific
Source: RefSeq, a predicted model, not a curated record
UGGGGACCUUGAAGGACCUCUCUUCUGGUCACGAGACACCCUCCCGACACUUUCGUGCCGACGAUAUACGCACCACGCCACCGUCGCCCGCUGCUCAGAUUACCGUUGCUCUCCGCGCGUAUCCACCUCGAUUACCGCAUCCCAAGUGGAUCCUUGGAGGAUCUCGGAGGAUUCGUCGCGUGGACACUCUUGGGACUCCGAGGACCCGCCGAAAGAAACGAAGAUUUCGAGACUGUCGGGGAACCGGAGCCACCGGCUGCCGACAGCAUAACGCGCGAAUAGCGUGUGACGGCGGAGUGAUCGGGUUCAGUGACGUCAUACGAUAAGAAAACAGUCGCGGUCGGUUGUAAACAAAGCAGAGUGAAAAGUAGAAGUAAAAGUAAACAGUGAUCAGUGGAAAGAAAAAUAGGGCAGAUCGUGUUGUCGAUCGAUCGCGAACUUGUGAUUCGUUAGUCGUUCGGUUACACGCGUGUGCGCCGACACGCGGUCGGGUGCCGAGUUGAUGGUGUGACGGGGUAGCAGGUCGCACCUGUUACGAGCGUUGAUGCGUAGCCACGAGGCAUCUAUGUUGGAGGACUCGAUCGAUUUGACUUGCUCGUGAACAAUCGUGGCGCCGGGCGGGAACAUUCUGACCGAGAGGUGAUCUCUCUCGAUCAGGUGCGCAAGGCUCGGUGAGGAGCCGAGGAAGGUUCUCGCGGCGGCUGACACCGAGAAGCAGAAAGCCUGUUGCCCCAGGAGAGUCCGUACGGCCUCACGACGCGGUCCGACGAGUGGAGCGGUCUCCUGCCCAGCUCCACGAUCGUGGGUGCUGGGGGGUCGCCAUGGCUCGGACUCGGCGCAGGAGGUGGCACGGGGGCCACCACCGGGGGCGGAAGCCCCGUCGAACUCGAGGGUCACUGGGGACGUAAGCUGUACGGGGCGAGUGUAGCUCCGCCACCGCCGCCGCCUCAUCACCACCCGCGGGCGCCGCUCGUUUUCGCGCCUCAGGACAUGAGGCAGAUACUCAAGGAGGAACCCGUGCCACGUGCUUGGCCGCAGCCUGCGCUUGCCGAUAACGGAACAGUCGGCGUAGGCAGAGCACACUUCGAAAAACAACCACCGAGUAAUUUGAGGAAAAGUAAUUUCUUCCAUUUUGUGAUCGCACUUUACGAUCGACACGGUCAACCGAUCGAGAUAGAAAGGACUUCCUUCAUGGGAUUCGUCGAAAAAGAUCAGGAAUCCGAGGGCCAGAAAACGAACAAUGGAAUCCAAUACAGUUUGCAUCUGCUAUAUUCAAAUGGUGUCAGACAGGUGCAAGAUAUUUACGUGAGGCUUAUCGACUCCGCAACGAAACAGGCUAUCAUGUACGAAGGACAGGAUAAGAAUCCUGAGAUGUGCAGAGUCCUUUUGACUCACGAGGUGAUGUGUAGCCGAUGUUGCGAUAAGAAAAGCUGCGGGAACAGAAACGAAACGCCAAGCGACCCUGUGAUCAUCGACCGAUUCUUCCUUAAGUUCUUUCUCAAGUGCAACCAGAACUGCCUUAAGAAUGCCGGCAACCCACGAGAUAUGAGACGCUUCCAGGUGGUCAUUUCCACGCAAGUAGGAGUAGAGGGACCACUUCUAGCAGUCUCGGACAACAUGUUCGUUCAUAACAAUAGCAAACACGGGCGCAGAGCGAAACGAUUGGAUCCCAGUGAUCCUGGCGAAUACAAUAGUCUCUAUACACCUGUACCUCUUCAAACGCCGUGUAUAAAAGCGAUAUCGCCAAAUGAAGGAUGGACGUCAGGUGGGUCCACAGUAAUAAUCAUUGGUGAAAACUUCUUCGAUGGACUUCAAGUAGUUUUUGGGUCGAUGUUGGUUUGGAGCGAGUUGAUCACACCAAACGCAAUCAGAGUCCAAACUCCGCCAAGGCAGAUACCAGGUGUUGUUGAAGUCACACUAUCUUAUAAGACUAAACAAUUUUGCAAAGGGGCGCCUGGUAGAUUCGUUUAUGUUUCACUAAAUGAACCUACGAUCGACUACGGCUUCCAAAGGUUACAGAAACUUAUUCCGCGACAUCCUGGUGACCCCGAGAAAUUACCGAAGGAAAUUAUACUGAAAAGGGCGGCAGAUCUUGCAGAAGCUUUAUAUAGUAUGCCCAGAAGCGGAAACGCGGGAAUCACAGGUGCUCCAAGGAGUCCAGGAUCGGGCCAUCCACCCGCACCCCCCACCUCCAGUUCGGCGACGGCGUUCAAUUCAUAUACAGGGCAACUUGCAGUGGCGGUACAGGAGAAUGGUAGUGCGGCGAAAUGGACAGACGACGGUAGUUCCGUGACGACAGGAGCCGGUGCUGGAGGCGGCGGUGGCGGUGGUAGCGUUGGAGGAAGCGUCGGUGGUAACGUAGACGCCUAUAGGCAGAGCAGUAGCGCAAGCCCACGUGGGGUUGUAACCGGUGGUGGUUAUUGCGGAAGUUCAGCCAGCACACCUCACAGCCACAGCACCAAUGGAAGCUAUUCAGUCGCUAACCCCUACACCGGUAGCCCAACCCUUUACACGUCACGACUAGGAGAGGUUGUCGGUUCACCAUUCAACAUGAAUCCAUUUAUGUUACCCACCUGCAGCCAAGGAUACUCAAACGCCGCCAGUCCGUUGCUAUCGUCGAGUAACAAAUAGUGUUACGAGAUGUAAGCGCCAACGAAAAUAUCGAGGGAUUGCGUCUUCAGGGAAGCGAAAUCCGCCGAAACGAACUGCUCCAGCGGACUUUAACGUUCUCAUAAUCAUUACAUUCGUGGUUGACAAUCGCUUUCAUGAACUGAAAUCGGUCCUUUCGAUUCAUCGUUUGCUUUUUAUCCCUUUGACUGCGGGUCGAUUUUAGCUAGAAAUUCUAAGGGGUGUGUCGCUCGAACAGGGUUGCGAUCGUAGUUUAAGUGCCCGCGUUAAAACAAUUUAAAAAAAAUAUCACCUUAUAGAGAGUGAUAAGACGAAACUUUCUUAUAUUUACAGUUUAGUUUAGUUUAGUCUAGAAAAUAAAAAUUAAAUAUUUAGAAGUCCUCUUCCCUGAAAUUUCAUUACAUUUUCGAAUUCUUUCAAAUUUCGUAUAGGUACGUAGUCAAAUUAACCGAUUAAUAUUUAAUUGCAAACGAGUAGCUGCCAGCUAACGAUGCUUUCCAUUUUCACCGUUAAAAAGUAUCAACGGAAGUUCGCGGUCGAAAUCAACGUUUUUAAUUACAAUUAAUUGUUACAUUUGAAACUAAAUGUCGAAUCAAUAAAUUGUAAAUAUAAAGAACUUUCAUUUUUUCAUUCUCUAUAAGGUGUUAUUUUUUAAAAAUUUCAUCCACUUUACGUAGGGCUCCGGACUUCGUUUCGUUACUGGAUUCCAAUAUAUAUAUAUGUUGACUUUCUAUGAACUAAUAUGUACGCCCUUCGCAGUCAAAGGGUUAACCAAUUAACGUGCGACAGAAGCAAACGUGAACGUUGCAAUGACAUCUGCGCGUCAUUGUUCGUCGGCGCUGAGAGAUGAAUUAAGUUUUGGAGAAUAUCGAAACCAGUGCAAAAGUUGAUAACGUUUUACGAUUAACGAUCAAUAAGUUAAGGAAUGAUACAUAUCGAAGAACACAGUGUUUUCUGCAUCUAUUGACAUGGUCGUUCGGUUAAAGCACUCCUAAUUAAUGUUACGAGCAUGAAAGUGUACAACUGUUUUGACAAUGGCGAUUCGUUUUAUCCGAUCACGAGGAACUUUCAACGUGGAUUCAACGAGAAACGAUUAAUUGGGUUCGUGAGAAGGUUCGAUCCUCGAAUACGAACGUGUUGAUGUGAAGUUUAUUGUAACGAAAAAAAAACAGUUACAUUGAAAUUGUUGAUUUUAAGAAUUACAAAGAAACUUUUGUACGAGGUGACAAACUAUUAGCCCUUCUCUGAUGAAAGCAUUAUACUUGUACGUACGCCGUGCAAAGACGAAAGUCAUUUUUGAAGGGCGCGAAAGUAUUCUCAUAAAUUUCAUUAGAUCUCUUGAGUAUAAUUCUCAACUUGGCUUACAAUGAUAAAGUCGGGCAUUCGUUUGGAAAACUACUUUCCAUACUAUAUUCUAUAUUCUCUACUUUCUACUUGGAAAAACCACCUUCGCAUGUGGUAUACGAGUACCCUAAUCUUGCCAACGAAACGGUUAAUUCGUGGCAAACAAUCGAACGACCAUAGUCUCCUCGUGUCAUUAAUAUCGCUAUUUUUGGCAUAGCUAUCCUAAACACGACAUUUUUAUCGAUAGAUUCGAACACCUUCUUUAGCCUGUGUCUCUUCUCGUACAUGGAAUCGUCGAGCGAUCGAAACUUACGAAAGAGUAUUUUUGAAGUGUCGAGCAAUUUUAUAUCAAAUCAAGCGUAGAACUGAUGAGGGUCGAACGAAUAAGACACCACUUGACGGACAUAUCGCUUAUCAUUGAAUAACAGACAUCCUAGUUUUAGAGAGCAUUUUCGACUUUGAAAUUUUAUCUUCCUACCCCUACGUUUUAAGAGACUAACCAAUAUCAGCUAGGUAGCGUAACGUCUAACUUGUAAUUUGUAAAUUUUCUUGUAAAUAUUGUUACGAUGUACAAAACGACAGAAUUAUUUCUAGGAAUCCAACGAAACGAUAUUAACGUGAUUGUAGGACGAAAAAUUAUUAUAUAUAGGUGUAAAUAAUCAUAGAGCGUCCGUAGCUUAAUACGUAUGAUUGUAUGAUGGUAUGGCGGCGAUCCAUUUUUUAACGUGCGUAUAGUCGGUGGAAAAGACAAUGCAAAAUUAAAGCGACUAGAGUAGAUUCUCUCGUCUUCAUCCUGUUAACGCCUUGCUAACCGAUUAUUUCAAGACGAAACUAUUUUGCAAUUGAAUAUAAAAAGGAAAUAUUUAAAUAAACUUCGAUAAACUCUGUUUACAUGUAUGCUUAAUCAUUUUUUUCGGGAAUGAUAUAGAAUAUAAGCAUUUACCCACAUGGAAUGCUCUUUGCUAUUCCACAUAGAUUAAUGCUAUAUUGGCGUACAAUUACUAUUUGUUCUUCUAAAAUAUGGUCUUGCAGCCUACUCAAACAUAAAUCUUUCAAGAGAAGCUAAAACAAGGAUGAAGUUCUUUAAGACGUACAUCAAGUGUGCCUACACCCACUGCUUAGAAUUUCAGUUAAAAAUUAAACGAUACUAUCUAAAUUGAUAUAGUUAACACGAUUUAAUAUAUGAUCAGAAAGUAAAGUUAGGCCCAGAGAACGCAAAUGUGUUUGUGACCGGUUGGCAAAGUGUCAACUGGCGUCGACUACUGUGUUCAUUUAUCCGAAACAAGAAGUUCAAACUUGACAUGAUUCGAGUACGCCAAAAAGAGUUCACUAAGCGCAUAAUUCUUUCACCAAUUGUACAUUCCACGAUGUUUUUCACGACCAGCUACGUAAUCAGACUUCGUUUCUCUCAAGCUGUCCGUGUCGCGACUCAAAGUAGUAAAAUAGUAGAAGACGAAAAUUAAGUCCGAAUGAGAAACGAUCGGUAAACAGUAAAACUGAAAGGACCACGUUAAAGACUGGAUCGGCCUGUGACGACUGUAUAAAACGCAUAGUUGAUUUGGAUCGUUUGAUACGCCGGCCCAAAACAAAUCCCGCACCAAACGAAUCACACGAAAGUAUACGAAGCAUGUACCAGAAUCGAAAACCCUAAUUAGUACAGUUUUUGCAGCAGUUUACGAGCGUAGAUCGUAUCGUUUGUCGGAACGAGCAAUUGUUGAAAAUUAUUGUAGUACAGUUCCUUUUUGCAUAUCGACUCGGUGAUCAUCCUUUCGCCGCGGAGGGUGCACUAGUUGUCUAGGAGCCACACGCUCUGUGAUCUUGUGAUCUUGGUUGCAAUAUUGAUUAUCACUUUCGUUCGAUCACGCAAUGUCAUCUUUUACAUGGCGCGUCUUUCUUGUACGCAUGCGAGCGAACGCGCGCGGGCACACACAUGAGCACGCGUAUGCGCGUACAGACACUCGUCGGUGUAUAUUAAAAUAAAUUAAACUUACAUUUUUGAGAAUUAAAAUCAAUUGUUUGUGAUUCAUUUUUCGGUACCCAUCUUCAGUUUAGUUCGUUGUUGCAUACUUGGAAUAGUAAUUUUAUUGGUUUCACGCAGCGGUAAGUAUGAUAAACACAAAUAGACAUUAUUCAACUAAAUUCACGACACGUGUACAGUUAUCUAGAUCAUUGAUUUUCUCGAAAUCUCCACCUUAAUAAUGAUAAUUCCUAAAUGAUGAAAUGUAAUUUUGAUUUUCAGCAUACUCGUAUCUCAUAUGUAUCUUUAAUUGUAUAAGAUAGAAGAGAAGAAGUAGUCAUAGUUAUAAUCUUGUUUGUAGUUAUGCGAUGUAAGUGUUUGUUUUUAUAUAAUUGUUUAAAUAAUAUUUAUUACCCGAAUACUGUUGUAGUCACAUAA